Molecule: messenger RNA, 3374 nt
Organism: Diprion similis
Lineage: Eukaryota; Metazoa; Arthropoda; Insecta; Hymenoptera; Diprionidae
Product: probable ATP-dependent RNA helicase DHX35
Exons: 12
Coding region: 132-2186 (684 amino acids)
Cellular component (GO): catalytic step 2 spliceosome; intracellular anatomical structure
Molecular function (GO): RNA binding
Source: RefSeq, a predicted model, not a curated record
UGGUGUUGUGUAAAUUGUUUAUCCCGUUAAUGUCUUUCAAUUAGUAUAAAAUAAAGUGACAAAUCUAAACUGUAGUGUGUCACCGCAGUAAAAGACUUGUAAUAUUAGCGACAUAUCAACUACUUAAAAAAAUGAAUAUGAAACCAAAAUUUUUAAGCCCAGGCGAGAGUACUUGGAAAGAGGACAAAGCAGAUGUAGAUGUUAAUUCGGGGACACAAUUCGUUUACAAUGCUCACCAUUCAUUAGCUAUAGAUAUGCAACGUCAACGUUUACCAAUAUUCAAGAACAGGAAUCACAUAAUAUAUUUACUGGAAAAGUAUCAAACAUUGGUCCUGGUCGGUGAAACUGGUUGCGGUAAAAGCACCCAAGUACCUCAGUAUCUUUUGGAAGCUGGUUGGACUGGAGAUGGAAAAAUGAUUGGUAUCACGGAACCGAGGAGAGUAGCCGCCACCUCACUGGCCAAUCGUGUUGCCGACGAGCAAAACUGCGUCCUCGGCACCGUCGUAGGAUAUUCGAUACGCUUUGACGAUUGCACCAGUGAAAAUACGAGAAUUAAGUUCAUGACUGAAGGUAUACUGCUUAGAGAAAUGAUGGGUGAUCCUUUACUGACCAAUUACUGUAUCCUAAUACUGGAUGAAGUACACGAGCGUACCUUGCUCACCGACAUCGUGAUGGGAUUAUUGAAGAAGAUAAUUCGGAAACGACCAAGUUUGAAAGUAAUUGUGUCUUCGGCAACCGUCGAUGCUGAACAACUUCGUGAUUUCUUCAACACAAAUACUUCGAAGGACACUUCAAAGGACUCCGCGACAAUCAUCAGCGUUGAAGGUCGCCUAUAUCCCGUAGACACCUACUACGUUGAAGAACCAGUCGCUGAUUAUGUGAAAGCAGUUGUUGAUACAGCGUUAAAAAUUCACGUGUAUGAAGAACAGGGUGACAUCUUGGCGUUUCUUACCGGAAUGGAGGAAGUCGACAGGGCCGUUGAUCUGCUUAACGAGCACGCAAAACUGAUUAUAGAUGGCAAACAAAAAAUCUUACCACUUCCGAUGUACGGCUCUCUUCCGAGCUCGGAACAAUUGAAAGUAUUUUGGAGCGCCCCAAAAGACACGAGGAAAGUUAUCGUCGCGACGAAUAUAGCCGAAACUUCGAUCACGAUACCUGGCGUUGUUUACGUAAUCGAUAGUGGGUUUGCAAAAAUCCGUUGGUUUGAGGUGGAAACACACACUGACAGCCUAAUAGUAGCACCAGUAUCCAAAGCAUCUGCAAGUCAACGAGCUGGGCGGGCUGGUCGGGUUCGAUCCGGAAAAACAUACAAACUCUACACAGAGGAUGCAUUCGACAAAUUUUUUGAAGCAACUCCUCCAGAAAUGCAACGUUCAGAUCUAGCACCUGCCAUUCUACAGCUGAAAGCUCUGGGCAUUGAUAAUGUAUUGCGAUUCAAUUUUCCCUCACCACCGCCAACAAAGAAUCUUCUGUGCGGUCUAGAACUCCUUUAUGCUUUGGGGGCCAUUGACAAUAAUGGAGAAUUGACAAGUCCGUUGGGAGUAACAAUGGCAGAAAUGCCAUUAGACCCUGUCUAUGCCAAGUGUCUGAUAGUCUCAGGUACUAUGGGAUGCUCGGCAGAGAUAACAAUCAUCCUAGCUAUGCUUCAGGUUCAAAAUGUAUUUACGAUACCCGGAGGGGGUCAAGCAGCUUUGAAAGCACGAGUUGCACGUCGGAAAUUUGAAGCGGAAGAAGGGGACCUGAUCACGUUGUUAAAUGUCUAUACGGCCUAUGAGUCCCAGAAAGUAACAAGCUGGUGUCAUCAGAAUUUUCUCAAUCACAAAUCGCUACGAAGGGUCACAGAAAUUCGUACCCAGAUGUGUAAAAUGCUUAAAAAGUUGAAUAUUCCACUUAUCUCUUGUCAAGGUGACACCGAAAAGGUUCUCAGGUGCAUUACUGCCGGCCUUUUCCCCAACACUGCUUAUCUUCAUUACACUGGGGUGUAUAGGACCGUUCGAGGUAGCAGGGAACUUCACAUUCACCCCAACAGCUGUCUAUACACUGUUCGACAACCUCAAUGGCUCAUCUUUUGCGAAAUUUUGCACACCAGCAAAACGUAUAUGCGUGAAUUGACAGUUGUAAAACCAGAAUGGCUGGAAGAAUUAGCGCCUCAUUUCUACGAAAGGCGUGCCAUCGAUCCUUUCUAGACCCAUAACGGAUGAAAAUGAAUGGAUCGCUGUUUUGAAACCCAUCAUAAACGAUGGAAGAAUUUACAGCCACUAAAAGCAUGAGAGAAUUUUCAAUUUUUUCCAUCAAUGAAAGUGAGAAAAAAAAUAGAUAUGAAUUUUGGUAACUAAUAAAUUGGUACUUUGUGUAAACUGAGUGUAUUUAUUUUUCUGUCGCCGUGGUCAAUACUUAAACUGAACCGGCUUCUUCUGAUGCUGCAUAUUAAAAAGUUCUCUAAGUGAUAAGUGAAUUGAUUUCAGGGACUGAAAAGUUUUGAAGUUUUGCAACGUUUUAAAUAUAAAAUACGAUAAUUUUAUGGAAUUUAAUGGAGUAUGAAAUAGCAGGAUGGGAAGAAAAUUAGAAACAUUAAUUAUAUCCAACCAAAAACUGUUGACAAACAGACGGGAAUAUAUGUAAAAAUAAAUUAGACUCUUCAGUGGAUUGGUGCAAGGUGCGUAAAUUUAAUAGGUAUAAGAAGAAUACAUAAGUUUCCUAAGGAAUAUAAAAAUAUUUAAGUUGAAAUAUUUAUAAAUGUGUAUGGUUUGAAUGAAUGGACUAUUACGCAUGAUAUUUUUGCAGUUUUGCAUGUCGGUAAGUUUCAGGGACAGAUGACUAACUGAUGAAACUUUGUGGUUAAAUUCACGUAAAUGUUAUAAAGCCUCGAAAUUUUUUACAAAAUAUUAAAAUUUUCAGAUUUCCAGUGCCAUCUGUAGAGUUAGAAUUCAUAAUUAAAAAAAACAAAAGGAAUAAAUUAAAAUAGUUGAUGCAAUAUUAACAAUUGCGAAAAUCAUUUCACGGAAAAAAACAAACUUUUUAAAGUAUACAGCAUACAAUUUUGUACUCAAAAUCUAGAACUUGACUGUCUCUUUUAAUGUGUGAGACAAAUAGCUGUUACAUCUCACAAUUAGUUUCUACGAUCUGUAUUAUAAUAAUUUUCAUCGAGGUAUGUAAUGCUAUUACUUUUCUUCUGUCAUUCUGUCAAUUGUAAAUAUCAUCAAUGUAGUGACAUUUAUUUAUUAUCUCCAAUUCUUAAAAACAAUUCUAUGUAAUGUAAAUAUUUAUCAUAAAGUAAACAAUGUAUAUGUAAAUAUACGGUAUAUUUCAAAGAAAAUAUUAUUCUGAUGCUACAUAUUGGACACAGUAGCGUUUAUCGGUGCCUUCCACUCCCG